CACUCAUGCAUGAGGUUAGUGCUGAAGGAGGGCUGCUUAAGAACAGGCCCCUAUAAAUGAAAUUGACUCCUUCUCCAGUCACCGAUCCAGUUGCAGUGAACUAACCGAGAGAUCUGUGGGUAGCUCAGGGAUCCUCCAGCUUCUGGGAUCCCAGACACAGAAGGCUGGACAAGUGUACUGGACGGAGAGUAAGGGCGUUAUUCCCGGAAUACAGUACUGCUUUUGUUGAAUGGCCCGGGGUGAAAAGAUGCAUUGCUUAAAAGAUUUUCACAAAGACAUCCUGAAACCCUCUCCCGGAAAGAGCCCAGGGACCCGACCCGAGGAUGAAGCAGACGGCAAAAUGCAGCGAGAGAAAUGGGCUAACAAACUCGAUUUCAUCCUGUCUGUGGCUGGGGGUUUCAUUGGACUAGGCAACGUUUGGAGGUUCCCUUAUCUCUGCUACAAGAAUGGUGGAGGUGCUUUUCUUAUCCCAUAUUUUAUCUUCCUGAUUGGUGGAGGUCUGCCUGUGUUCUUCCUGGAGGUAGCACUUGGUCAGUACACUUCCCAAGGGGGCAUCACCUGUUGGGAGAAACUCUGUCCCAUUUUCUCUGGAAUCGGCUGUGCGUCCAUCGUCAUUGUCUCCUUGUUGAAUGUUUACUACAUCGUAAUUCUGGCCUGGGGACUCUACUACCUCUUCCAGACCUUUCAGAGUGAACUGCCCUGGGCUAGAUGUGGCCACAAAUGGAACACUCCGCACUGCAUCGAGGACACACUGAGGAGGAACCUCUCUGUCUGCAUGACCUGCAAUGGCACCAACUACACGUCACCUGUGACAGAAUUUUGGGAGCGGAAUGUGUUAGGUCUGUCUAGUGGAAUUGACAACGUGGGUUCUCUGAAGUGGGAACUGGCCCUCUGUCUCCUGGCCGUUUGGGUUAUCUGUUUCUUCUGCAUUUGGAAGGGCGUCCGAUCGACAGGGAAGGUUGUUUAUAUCACUGCAACAUUUCCCUUCCUGAUGCUGUUGGUGUUGUUGAUCCGUGGAGUCACUCUGCCAGGAGCAGCUCAGGGAAUCAAGUUUUAUCUGUAUCCUGAUAUUACACGCCUUGGUGAUCCACAAGUAUGGAUUGACGCUGGGACCCAGAUCUUCUUCUCUUAUGCAAUCUGCUUGGGAGCGAUGACAUCACUGGGAAGUUACAACAAAUACAAAUACAACUGUUACCGGGACUGUAUGCUCCUGGGAUGUCUGAACAGCGGCACCAGUUUUGUCUCGGGCUUCGCCAUAUUUUCCAUCCUUGGCUUCAUGGCUCAAGAACAAGGGGUGGACAUAGCGGAUGUAGCUGAGUCAGGUCCCGGUUUGGCAUUCAUCGCUUACCCUAAAGCAGUGAGCAUGAUGCCAUGGCCUACAUUCUGGGCUAUCUUGUUUUUCGUAAUGCUCCUGCUCCUCGGAUUGGACAGUCAGUUCGUUGAGGUCGAAGGGCAGAUUACUUCCCUCGUUGAUCUUUACCCAUCCUUCCUAAGGAAGGGUUACAGACGGGAAAUCUUCAUAGCUAUAACGUGCUCAUUCAGCUACUUGCUGGGGCUGGUUAUGGUGACCGAAGGUGGGUUGUAUGUGUUCCAGCUGUUUGACUACUAUGCAGCCAGCGGCAUGUGCCUUCUCUGGGUGGCAUUCUUUGAAUGUAUUGCAAUAGCUUGGGUGUAUGGAGCUGAUGAUUUCUAUGAUGCAAUUGAAGACAUGAUUGGCUACAGGCCUGGGAUUUGGAUGAAGUGGAGUUGGACUGUAGUCACUCCAUUGCUGUGCAUGGCCUGUUUUGUCUUCUCUCUUGCCAAGUACACGCCAUUGACCUACAACAAAAUCUACAAGUUCCCUCACUGGGCAGAAGGUUUGGGUUGGUUAUUGGCUCUGUCCUCCAUGAUAUGCAUCCCACUGGUAGUGGUUGUCAAGAUUAUUCAAUUGGAUGGGCCAAUAAUUGAGCGGAUAAAGAUGCUCACUGCACCCAAAGGAGAAGGAAGAAAACCAAAAGACCUAGCUUUGGAUGCUGAGGCCACAGUUCCACUCAGUCCCAAUGGGACUGCAGGAAAUGAUGUCGGAAAACCCACACAGAUAAUAAUAGAGACUGCGAUGUAAGCUCUCUAUGAGAGACUAAAAUUGUGCUUUUUUUGACAUAAACUCUAGCCUUUCUAGGACCAGAUAUCCCCAUACCCUAAAGCUGUGCUCAUCCUAGACCUAGGUCUAAACUCAAUGGUUAACCCCCUCAGAGUUCACAUUAAAUAAAACAAUGGAAGCAACUAACCUACGUAUCUUAUUCAAGCAAUCACUAGCAAGCGUUUCGAACACUGUUCACUCCAAUCUGAAGGCUAGAUCUUGCUUCCUGAUCCUUGCAUGAAGACGCUAACUGUCUUCCCAACAUUAAGGUGACCCUCUGGAGGUUAUUCUUUAUUUUUGCUCAGUUCCCUUCUUCAUCCCCACCUCCUCAUCAUGAACUUCAACACAAUAUUCUGAUGUGCAGACCCGCAAGUGUUGCAGGCAGGUCUGAGAGGCUCCCUUGAUUGCUUUGGUGGUGUGAUCAGGUGAUGAAGCUUGGAGCAGAACCAUUGGAAUUCCGAUUUCUUUCUCAUCCUUUCCCUCCUCCCCCACAUUUUCCCCUACGCGACCCCCCCCCCCCCCAAUUCGUUUUCUUUUUUUUAAGGUAAAAUAUUCAAGAAACAGGAAUUCAGUUCAAAACACUGUUGCAUUGUAGGAGUCUGCUCCCUCCCCCUCCUCCCCCCCUUUACCUCCCAUUCACCCCUCCCUAACCCCCUUCUUCCUCUCCACCUACCAUUCCCCUUCCCCUUCAUCCCUCUCCUCCCUCUCCAUCUACUACUCCUCA
Molecule: messenger RNA, 2843 nt
Organism: Carcharodon carcharias (great white shark)
Lineage: Eukaryota; Metazoa; Chordata; Chondrichthyes; Lamniformes; Lamnidae
Product: sodium- and chloride-dependent taurine transporter-like
Exons: 15
Coding region: 230-2101 (623 amino acids)
Biological process (GO): neurotransmitter transport; sodium ion transmembrane transport; taurine transmembrane transport
Cellular component (GO): plasma membrane
Molecular function (GO): taurine:sodium symporter activity
Source: RefSeq, a predicted model, not a curated record